Aureobasidium musti is the source of this 876-nucleotide messenger RNA. Lineage: Eukaryota; Fungi; Ascomycota; Dothideomycetes; Dothideales; Saccotheciaceae. The record is from the annotation of a GenBank genome assembly.
AUGAAGUUCUUUACUGUCGCUACUGUUUGUCUUCUUGCCGGCCUUGCUCAAGGCGCUGCUUUGAGCGAGAAGGUCCNNUUGAUCAUGGCCAACACCUCCUUGGUCUUGGGCUGGCAGGUCGCCGGCUCCCAGCAGAGUCUGGCCCCUGUUGAUCAGGGUUGCCAGAACAUCUCCUUCUUCGGUCAUGGUCAUUGGGCUGCCCUUGGUCUUAAGCCCGCCGCCAUUGAGCAGGCUUUCUGCGUUGCUACUGCCAGAGUGUCCAACUCCUCUGCCCUUUCACUUUCUCAGAUCAAGCUUGCUAGCACCGACAUCUUCAUUGCCCAGCUUCUUCAUGCCUUUGGUGACAACCCCGAGCCCAGCUACGAGUGGUUGUGCGAGAACUUCAACUACACCGCCAUCAACGACGAGCUAGCUCUGAGCUCUGGUCGUGUUGGUCAGGCCUUCUGCGCCAACCGUCCUUACCCUACUGCCUGGGUCGACCCUUCGCACGAUGUUCUUGUUGUUGCCGACUCUCUCAUCUACAACAUGGCGUCCGCUCUCUUUGCUACACUGUACAGCUUCAGUGCCUCUACUGUCACCGGCCGUUGGGUCAUGUGCGAGCAGUACCAGUACAUGUCUCAAGCUCAGCUUCAGGAGGGCAUCAACUCGACCAUCGUCCGUAGUGCCCUAUGCCUCGACCACGAUGAGCCACUCAUGACUCUUGACUACUCUCGCAACGUUAUGACAAUCCUUUCCACCGAGAUCUUUGUUCGCCAGCUCUCGCUCGCUGUCAAUGCCAUCGAUAACGAGGAAAAGCAGGCUUGGCUGUGUGAGAACAUGCAGCACGGCGAUCUCGGUCUUCUGGGCAUGACUUCCAACAACACCUUGUUCUGCUAG